Molecule: messenger RNA, 645 nt
Organism: Erythranthe guttata (spotted monkey flower)
Lineage: Eukaryota; Viridiplantae; Streptophyta; Magnoliopsida; Lamiales; Phrymaceae
Source: RefSeq, a predicted model, not a curated record
CCUUUUUUGCCCGUUUGCAGGUCAAAAUGACCGGUUCUCAUCUCACAUGCGUUGCACAUGCUAAACUCAAGGUUAAUGUUGUCUUUUCCAGUCCUAAAGCCCCAUUUCCUUCAAUUUUCCCUCCAUUUUUCUCUUUCUUCUCAUUUAUUUUCACUGCAACUCAUCUCUCAUUCUCCCAUUCCCUCCAUUUUUCUCUUCACAUUUUUUUCUUGUUGUUCUUAAAAAUGUCGUGCUACUGUUCAAGGAGGACAACAAUGAAGACGUCCUGGACUGAAUUAAACCCAGGAAGGAGAUACGAAACAUGUCAAAAAUAUAGGGAAAUUGGAGGUUGCAAUUACUUCGCUUGGGUUGAUCCCCCAAUGUGCGAAAGAUCUCGUCAGAUAAUUCCUGGCUUACUUCGAAGAAUUAACAACAAUGAAAAGGAGUUAAAGAAGAUUGAAGAACAGUUGAGCAAAAAAGGGUCAAGGGAAAAGUGGUUGUGGAUGGCCUUGGUAGUUGCCCUGUUGUUGGUCUACAUUCUUAUCUAGAUCUUUGAAAUUGUAGUAGGAUUAUUGUGGUUUUUUUAAGUGGAAAAAUAUAAUUACUUGGCCUAUGUAAGUUGCAGAAUUUUUAUGUGUAAUGAAUAUAUGUACUGAAUUUUUAUGA